AUGGGUGGUGUUACAGGCCACAGUGGAAAAUCAGCAAUGCAAGGCGGCAUUGGAGGCGUGUCUAAGAACAGAUGGUCGAUUCUGAUACCCCUUUUCGUGGCUCUCGUUGUCGUCGCAGAGAUUGCAUUAUUGGGCUAUCUCAGCACGGCGGAAAAUGCAGCCAUGUUGGACUCCUGGACUCGCGCAUUCUACGAUCCGUCUACCGUUUCGUCUUCUUCUUCUUCUUCCACGUCGGCGGCAGAGGAAGAGGAAUCCGAUGCGUCGGGUCCUGAUGAUGAACGGGCCAAACCCAGUAAUUGCGAGGAUUGGUUGGAAAGAGAAGACGCCGUGCCGUACUCUAGAGAUUUUCGGAAGGACCCCAUUUUCGUUUCCGCCGCUCCACAGGAGUGGCCUUCGUGCUCUGUUGGGUGUAGGUUUGGUUAUAAACCUGCUUCAGGUAAGAAACUCGAUGCUGUAUUUGGUGUAUCUCGAGAUCCUCAAGCAGUUAGAGUCCUCCGAUCCAUGGAAUCCUCGCACUAUUAUGCACAGAACAACCUUGCUGAGGCACGAGGGAAAGGGUAUAAUGUUAUAAUGACAACUAGUCUCUCCUCAGACGUCCCGGUUGGCUAUUUUUCAUGGGUUGAGUAUGACAUCAUGGCACCCAUGCUUCCGAAGACUGAGAGUGCCCUUGCAGCUGCUUUCAUUUCCAAUUGUGAUACACACAACUUCCGUUUGAAGGCCCUUGAUAUGCUAAUGAAGAUGGAUAUUAAAAUAGAUUCUUAUGGUGCAUGCCGUCAGAACCGUGCCGGCAAUGUGGAAAAGGUAGCAAGUUUGAAACAUUAUAAAUUCAGCUUGGCUUUUGAAAACUCUAAUGAGGAGGACUACGUUACGGAGAAGUUCUUCCAAUCUCUUGUUGCUGGCACUAUCCCUGUCGUCAUUGGCGCUCCGAAUAUCCAAGAUUUUGCCCCUUCUCCCAAGUCAGUUUUGCAUAUCAGGGAGCUGAACGAUGUUGCUCCAAUAGCCGAGAUGAUGAAAGACCUCGCAGCAAAUCCUGAUGCUUAUAAUCGAUCAGUAAGGUGGAAGUACGAGGGUCCAUCUGAUUCUUUCAAGGCCCUUGUGGACAUGGCAGCUGUUCACUCAUCCUGCCGACUUUGUAUUCAUCUUGCAACAAAGAUCCGAGAGCAAGAAGAACAGAGCAUCAGGUUCCGGAAGCGCCCCUGCAAUUGCACCAAAGGCACAGAAACCAUUUAUCAUUUGUUCAUGAGAGAAAGAGGGAGGUUUGAGAUGGAGUCCAUUUUCCUGAGGUCCGGAGAUCUGACCUUAAAAGCAAUGGAGUCAGCGGUGCUUGCAAAGUUCAAGUCCCUAAAUCACGUGCCCAUCUGGAAGCAAGAGAGGCCCCAGAGCAUUAGAGGGGAUGAAUUGAAAGUUUAUAGAGUAUAUCCCAUCGGCAUUACCCAAAGACAAGCUUUGUACACCUUCAAAUUCGAGGGUGAUGCCAGUUUCAGUAGAUAUCUGGAGAGCAACCCUUGUGCGAAGUUUGAAGUUAUUUUUGUAUAGCAAUGCCCUCACACAUUUCCUAACUUCCCAACCACUGCAGCCAUCAAGCAAAUACUCACACCCUUCUUGAAAUGUUCAGGUAUUUCAGUCCGUUUUGAUUUUUAAUCUUUUUUAAGGCAUCUAUUCUUUGUACAAUCAAUAAGAAUAUUGAAUUAGACAACAAAGUUUAAGUAAAACAAACGAUGCAUGGUGUAACGGCCAUUGCAUUAGGUACCCAUCGUUGGUCCGUCGUUUUGACUUUUGAGUUUUCUAUGUUCCGACAAUUUGCUAUGAUGAUGAUGAUGGAGGGGGUAAUAAAUCUCAUGUGUGUUUAUAGCCAGGCCCCCCUGCACACCACCUGUUCCAAUGUGGCACAUGUGUUGAGCACUUGAACCAUCCAUAGAUGGGCCCCACUGCGGAAAUGCCUGUUCUAAAAAAUCAGGGUGGUACACUCCUAAGAUUUGCCAUCUCACAAAACAGGCAAAUGACCAGCUAGAGAGAAUUUAGCUCUGUGUUGAACUGUUGCCCAUCUGAUGAGUAGGCUGGCCUGAUUUCUGGGCUAGAGCAUCCAUGUGGUAGGCCUGCCUGAUGGAAGGCUGGGAUUUUCUGCACAUGCAUGACAUUGGCGCAUGUAAAGGCAGUAUGGGGCUGGGGUAUAUGCAAGCAUAGAAAUGUUGUAACAGUUAACCAUAUAAACCUGUAUAAAAUGUGUAUAAUUUGGUGUCAUAGGUGAGUCA
Molecule: messenger RNA, 2252 nt
Organism: Magnolia sinica
Lineage: Eukaryota; Viridiplantae; Streptophyta; Magnoliopsida; Magnoliales; Magnoliaceae
Product: glycoprotein 3-alpha-L-fucosyltransferase A-like
Exons: 7
Coding region: 1-1536 (511 amino acids)
Cellular component (GO): membrane
Molecular function (GO): fucosyltransferase activity
Source: RefSeq, a predicted model, not a curated record